AUGUUAAUUAAGCAUGUAAUACAUUUGAGGAUUCUCUAUUUCUCUCUCUCCCCAACGGCGGAUCCUGUUCUUCUGGAUGAUGAAAAGCUCGUCAAGCUUGCUAAGGUCGUUUACAAGCAAGAAGCAGAGGCAGCAAAACACUGCAAAUGCAACUCCGAAAUCGAACACUCCAACAGCUUUCGAGAAACCAAAGUUUGUUACAAUACGGUGCUUGGCCUUUUGGAUUCUGUGAAACAAUUAAAGAAAGACUAUGAGGACGGGGACGAGAAUCUAUCUUCCAUUGCUAAUGACAUUUUCUCUUAUGUGGUGUAUGCUGUGAACAAUGCCUUGCAGUUCCUGAGCAACUACAGUCUGCGUAAACACUACCUCGACAAAAUCAGUGAGAAUGCCAAAGCCCUUAUCAGAGCUCUGAAAGAAAUUGAUCCAAAUAACGUCACCAAUGUCCAACGCCUAGCCAAAGAUGCAAUAAUUUUCAGGAACGCCAUCUUGGAGAUCGUCAGGAAGAAAAACAGACCUAUUUCACGCUACUUAGCCAAAUGGCUCAAGGAAACCGGCUUGUCUUUUGGAAAACUCACCCAAAGGUAUCAAAACAAACUUAACUUUCAAGGGCAAUUUAGGAACCUGAAGAUGCAAAAAAGCUGCAAGUGUAUAAUAAAAUCAUUGAGGCAUUGGGGAGGGGAAGAAUUACAGUGAACCACGUGUCAAAAGCUCUAGGAGCAACAGGAAUGGCGGUGCUCAUCUUCACAGCAGCCAUAGCCUUGUGGGACGUGUAUACAUCUGACAACAAGCUGCAAACAGCGGCACGCGACACUUUACAGUUCAUAGGAGCAGCUGGUGGUGGGACGCUCGGACAAUAUGCCGCCACCGCCUUAGCCACAGGGUUGUUGGGUGCGGCGGCAUCUCCAGUGUUUGUGGUGGCUGCAGGAAUUGUGGGUGGCAUCGCAGGAGCAUACAUUCUUGGAAAAUUUGCAGCCCAUUUGGUUGACGUGGUAUUUAGCUGGGGAGACACCGAUAAUAUCACUCAUUUGAACGAUCAAAUCCAUUUCCAUCAAUGCUGCGUAGCACCGGCCCCCAACGGCAAUGUUUUGGCUCGUCCAAUUGCCCGACACGACGAACUUUAACUGCUACAACUUUGCUGCACACCAAGUAAGCCUCUCUCGUGCAUGUUUUCAUGCCCACUU
Messenger RNA from Ziziphus jujuba (common jujube), 1181 nucleotides. RefSeq lists its product as uncharacterized. Bases 1 to 693 code for a protein of 230 amino acids. The record is from RefSeq and is a predicted model, not a curated record. NCBI's taxonomy places the organism in Eukaryota, Viridiplantae, Streptophyta, Magnoliopsida, Rosales, Rhamnaceae. The transcript is spliced from 3 exons.